Cryptococcus deneoformans JEC21 is the source of this 2421-nucleotide messenger RNA. RefSeq names its product transporter, putative. Gene Ontology annotation, cellular component: sno(s)RNA-containing ribonucleoprotein complex. Gene Ontology annotation, molecular function: RNA binding. NCBI's taxonomy places the organism in Eukaryota, Fungi, Basidiomycota, Tremellomycetes, Tremellales, Cryptococcaceae. Gene Ontology annotation, biological process: pseudouridine synthesis; box H/ACA snoRNP assembly; ribosome biogenesis. The transcript is spliced from 2 exons. The coding region runs from base 13 to 2241 and encodes 742 amino acids. The record is from RefSeq and is a predicted model, not a curated record.
CCGUUCCGCAAAAUGUCCAGUAACCACACCGCGAUCCCUUCCAAUGGGACCCAAGGCUCAGCCUCAGUUAUACCCUCAUUCCCCCCGACAUCUUCCAACCAGUCCUCUUUCAAAACUCCCCUCAACCCCAACAUUCCCCAGGAUAUUGCCGUGAUCAUGGAGCUGGUCGCCAACAACGAAGUCGUCGGCGCUCUUCCACCAGUCGAUAUGUCGGCUGCUGAGAAGCGUAAGCAGGUUGAAGAGAACUUGAAGAACAAGGAGCACGGGGGGAAAGAGAGCUCUACCGAUUCAGACUCAUCCAGCGAAUUCGAGUCUAGUAGCGAAGAGGAAUCUGAGGGCGAAAAAGCGGUGGAUAAAAAGCCAAUGACCGCCGAAGAACAUCAAAACCUCAAAGCGCAACUGGAUGCUUUUAUCGGUGAAAAUAACGGAGACCCUAAUGUGGAGUUCGAGUACGAUUCUGAUCCCGAAUCGGAUGACUCUGAGGACUACAACUUCAGUCUCGACAAAAUGGGAUUUGAAUUCAUGGAAGAUGAUGAAGAUAUUGGUCCUGCUGAUCCUGGACCCGUUCUUUCGCGCAACGAGGUGCCAUUACCUGCUGUUCAGCCGCCUCCUAUUUCCAAGCUUCCUGAAGGCGAGAGGCUCAGCUUGGCAGGUGAUGUUGUGAGUUGGAUGCCCGAGAAGAAGUUGGAGGCAUGGUUGGAAAAGAAAGCCGGCGAGAUGGAAGAUGGUGAAAAAAAGAGCGCUGUAGAUGUCGAGAAAAAGACAGAUGAGGGUCCGUUGUCUGGCGUCGAGGAAAGUGAGGCAAAGGAGGUCGAAAAGGAGUUGGCGAUUGAUCCUCAGCCGGAGUCUGUUGAUGAUUCAACAGCGACCGGUGUGGCUGUCAAGCAGCAGACAACCAAAAAAUAUGCGGAAGCUGGGACUGAACAGGUUACUUCUGUCACUGGGGGGCCGACAAAGAAAAUUUCGAAGGCAGAACCAACGUUCACUUCUGCUGGUACUGUUGUGGUUCGCGCGAUGCAAUCGCGCCCAGGAGACUUCGACGAUGGCUGGCUUGAGGAGGGAAGUAUUUUAUGUUGGGAAGAUGGUCGUGUCUUGGGCACCGUCUACGAGACUUUUGGCCCAUUAACAUCUCCCUUUUAUACUGUUCGACUCCCUCCUCCACCUUUCCCAUACCCUACGCCUGGAUCCCUUGCUACCGGUACACGUCUCUUUUAUCCCUUCAACCCGUCCUAUCGAUCAUUUGUCAACAUGAUUGCUGUUCGAGAUCCUCGUUACAAGGGUACAGACGCAUCCAAUAUUUACGACGAAGAAGUACCCGAGGAAGAAAUGGAGUGGUCCGAUGAUGAAGCAGAGGCAGCUGCUAAGCGGGAGAGAAAACAGAAGAAAAAAGGCAACAAGCAGUCAAGCGUUGCUGGAACCCCUCGGGGCGGUCGUACAUCCUUGCCCUCUCGCCAACACUGGGAUCAUCAACCUAAUGACGAGACAAUGUCUGAAACAGGAAGCUUGUACGGUGGCGGGGAUGAUAAUCGAUGGGAGGCUGGAUCAGACACCGGUUCGACUGCCAGCGGGCGUGGGAGGCCAAUGCCAGUGUCUUACGGUGACCUGGACGAUUUAUCUUCUCAAUCUACAGGGGGAAGAGGUGGCGGUGGCAGAGGAGGUGGUCGAGGGAGGGGAAACCAAGGCAGGGAUAGGGGACGUGGCCGAGGGGGACGCUCAUCGUACCCUCUGCCCCCUCGACCAAUGCAGGACCAACCAUAUUCUAAUCAAUGGCAGCCCCAGCAACCGUUCAUGCCUGCCUACCCUGCUUAUGGUCAGUCUUACCCCCAGACGGUGCCAUCCUAUCCUCAGCAACCUCAAAAUGCUUCUGCUCAGCAUGCACCAUACGAGCCUCAUCAGCCCUAUGCAGGCAUGGGGGCAACUGCGCAUACGUACACUCCUCAGGGCCAACAAGGCGUCCCAGGGAUGUACUCUCCUCAGCCUCAACAACAGCAGGGAAUGUAUUCCCCGUAUCCUCAAGAACCGUAUGGUGGGACCAUUCCCAUGUACCCUACGCAGCCUCAACAGCAGGGCGGCGUUGCGAUCAACCCUCGAUUCGCCGCCCAGUAUCAGAUGAUGAUGGGGAUGGCGCAGAUGCAGGCACGACAGCAAGGAGGGCAGGGAACGCCAUAUGGGUAUGGGCAGCAGCAGGAGCAGCAGAAUCAUCAAGGACAAGAGCAGGGGCAGGAGCAACCCAAAUAUUAGAUACAGUUCGAAGGAGUGUUCUUGAUGGCAGGAUGAUGAACUCUUACGGACUUUCAAAAAUAUGUAUACAUGUCUAUGGCACAAUGGCAGUAUAUUAAUCGAUGUUAAAAUGAUAUUAAUGUCAUUUGUAUAAUUAUAUCCAGAUAUAUUCGCAUCUAUGCACAAUCAUCAUCUACUUUU